AUGGCAGACCCAGAAGGACCCGUCACUGUCGGUGAUUUACCUAUUACUUUUCAAGUCAAAUAUUUGGGUCAAAGCGACGCACGAGGACUAUGGGGCAUCAAGCACACCAGGAAACCAGUGGACCUUAUGGUUGCAGCAGCUAAGGCAUUACCACCAGGUGAAAUGUUACCAAUCGUGAAGUUGAUGAUCACUGUCGAAGGGGUCCAUCUGGAGACCCUCAACCAUGGCACAAAACGGGAUGAAUUCGAACAUAUGACAGUAUUUUUUAACAUAGAAUCAAUAUCAUACGGCGUCCAAGACCUGGUCUACACCCGUGUCUUCUCGAUGAUAAUAGUCAAGGACAAUGCUGACGUUAAAGGGCUGAACCCAUUUGAGUGCCACGCCUUCGUCUGCGAAUCCAGGAAUGCUGCUCGUCGUUUGACAUAUUCACUUGCUGCUGCUUUCCAGGAUUACUCCAGACGGGUUAAAGAGAUGCAGACUACACCAGAACUGGAUGAGAGGCCGCCGAGUCAGAAACCGCAGAAGCGUUUUGCAAUCGACCUUAGGACACCAGAAGAAAUUGAGGCAGAUUUGGAAACAGAGGCUUAA
Molecule: messenger RNA, 588 nt
Organism: Pieris macdunnoughi
Lineage: Eukaryota; Metazoa; Arthropoda; Insecta; Lepidoptera; Pieridae
Source: the annotation of a GenBank genome assembly